Molecule: messenger RNA, 465 nt
Organism: Salvia miltiorrhiza (redroot sage)
Lineage: Eukaryota; Viridiplantae; Streptophyta; Magnoliopsida; Lamiales; Lamiaceae
Product: gamma-hordein-3-like
Exons: 1
Coding region: 1-465 (154 amino acids)
Source: RefSeq, a predicted model, not a curated record
AUGGGCGAGUUCACGCCAGAAGGGCAAGCUGAAGUUCACUCUGCGCAAGGAUUUCAGAGCAGACCACAGUAUGGGCAGAGCUAUAAUCAAGGGCAACAAAAUUUCAAUGGUGGCUGGAGAGGACAGCAGCCUUAUGCACCGCAGCAAAAUUUUCCCCAACAAUAUCCCCCGAGGUAUCAGCAGCAAGGGAACUUUCAGUGCCAUCAACAAUUUCAGAAUGCUCCACAGCUUCAACAUCCGAUGCCACCGCAAAAACAGUCUCUGGAGGUGACUAUGCAGGCUUUAAUGGAGGUUAGCAAGCAGAACAUGGAGUCUCAGGCUGCCACUAUCAAACGCCUCGAGACAACUAUGGGGCAGCUGUCGGGAACCUUGAACCAAUUGCAUCAGCAGCAGUCCGGGAAAACAAAUCAGGCGCUCGCUAUUACAAGGAUGUCAGAACAGACAAGGAGGCCAGCUCAGAGCUGA